AACGUCAGUUCACAGCUGCUGAAGGAAAGGGAAGUUGUUUGCUGCAUUUGUAAUAUUUGAAAAUAAUCAUUGACAUGGCUAUGUUAGCUAGAACUCUUGGACGUACCCUUGUGCAGGGUCUUCAGACCACUACCGCUCGUUCCAUUCAAACAACAGCUGCUGUCAACAGCGAUCCUGGCACUCAUGGUGGCAAUCGUACUACCUGCACAUUAAUUCCCGGUGAUGGCGUUGGUCCAGAAUUGGUCUACGCUUUACAAGAAGUUUUUAAGGGUGCUAACGUUCCUGUUGAUUUUGAAUCAUACUUCCUUUCCGAAGUCAAUCCAGUAUUAAGUGCUAAACUGGAAGAUGUUGUGGCUUCUAUUCAAAAGAAUAAAGUUUGCAUAAAGGGCAUUUUAGCCACACCUGACUACAGCGUUUGUGGUGAACUCCAAACUCUCAACAUGAAGCUGCGUAAUGAGCUGGACUUGUAUGCUAACGUAGUGCAUGUUCGCAGUUUGCCUGGCGUGAAAACACGUCACCAGAACAUUGACACUGUUAUUAUUCGUGAACAGACCGAAGGUGAAUACUCUGCUUUGGAGCACGAAUCGGUUCCCGGCAUUGUGGAAUGCUUAAAGAUUAUCACUGCCAAGAAAUCAAUGCGCAUUGCCAAGUUUGCCUUCGAUUAUGCUACCAAGAACAAUCGUAAGAAGGUUACUGCUGUUCACAAGGCCAAUAUUAUGAAAUUGGGUGAUGGUUUGUUCUUAAAGUCCUGCGAACAGAUGGCCAAACUAUAUCCACGUAUACAAUUUGAAAAGAUGAUUGUCGACAAUACCACUAUGCAAAUGGUAUCACAUCCCCAUCAGUUUGAUGUUAUGGUUACACCCAAUUUGUAUGGUAACAUUGUGGAUAAUUUGGCUUCAGGCUUGGUGGGUGGUGCCGGUGUGGUAGCUGGUGCUUCAUAUUCUGCUGAAGCUGUAGUCUUUGAACCUGGUGCACGUCACACUUUCGCUGAAGCUGUGGGCAAGAAUGUAGCCAAUCCCACCGCCAUGUUCUUGUGUGGCACCAAAAUGUUGCGUCACAUAAAUUUACCAAGUUACAGCGAUAGAAUCAACAAUGCUCUACACCGCGUACUUAUGGAUGGCAAAGUCAGAACCAAGGAUUUGGGUGGCCAAUCUACAACUCAAGACUUUACACGCGCCGUCAUUGCCAACAUUCACUAAAAGUCACAAGAGAAA
Molecule: messenger RNA, 1214 nt
Organism: Stomoxys calcitrans (stable fly)
Lineage: Eukaryota; Metazoa; Arthropoda; Insecta; Diptera; Muscidae
Gene: Idh3b
Product: isocitrate dehydrogenase [NAD] subunit beta, mitochondrial
Exons: 8
Coding region: 75-1199 (374 amino acids)
Biological process (GO): isocitrate metabolic process; tricarboxylic acid cycle
Cellular component (GO): mitochondrion
Molecular function (GO): magnesium ion binding; NAD binding; oxidoreductase activity, acting on the CH-OH group of donors, NAD or NADP as acceptor
Source: RefSeq, a predicted model, not a curated record